AUGGAGGCAGCUGCAGAUCUUCAGGAUGCAGCCUUGGUAACUCUGAAGUUUCAGUUUAACCCGAAGCUGGGCAUUGAUAAUCCUGUCCUUUCCCUGGCUGAAGACCACGACCUCUCUGAUCCCUGGAGCCUGCAGCGGCCUCGCUUCUGUCUGCUGAGCAAAGAGGAAGGCAGGAGUUUUGGCUUCCACCUACAGCAGGAGCCAGGCAGGGCCGGGCAUGUGGUGUGCAGGGUGGAUCCAGGCACUUCUGCCCAGCGCCAGGGCCUCCAGGAAGGAGACCGGAUCCUGGCGGUGAACAAUGAUGUUGUGGAACAUGAAGACUAUAUGACGGUGGUACGCCGCAUCCGGGCCAGCAGUCCUCGGGUGUUGCUGACAGUCUUGGCAUGGCAUGUGCAUGAUGUGGCCCGAGCUCUGCAGGGGAACCAUGCCCAUCUCUGUCCUACCCUCAGCCCUGGGGUCCGGCCCCGGCUAUGCCACAUAGUGAAAGAUGAUGGUGGCUUUGGCUUCACUGUCACCCCUGGAGAUCAGGGUCCUUUCUGGUUGGUGCUAAGUACUGGGGGAGCAGCUGAGCGGGCAGGGGUGCCUCCUGGGGCCCGGCUGCUUGAAGUGAAUGGGGUCAGUGUGGAGAAGUUCACUCAUAACCAACUCAGCAGGAAGCUUUGGCAGAGUGGAAAGCAGGUGACCCUGCUGGUGGCAGGGCCAGAGGUGGAGGAACAGUGUCGCCAGCUGGGAAUGCCCCUGGCUGCACCCCUGGCAGAGGGCUGGGCACUGCCUGCCAAGCCCCGCUGUUUGCACCUAGAGAAAGGGCCCCAGGGAUUUGGGUUCCUGCUCCGGGAGGAGAAGGGCCUUGACGGUCACUCUGGGCAGUUUCUGCGGGAGGUGGACCCAGGAACACCAGCCGAGAAGGCUGGGAUGCAGGUUGGGGACCGGCUGGUGGCUGUGGCUGGGGAGAGCGUGGAGGGGCUGGGCCACGAGGAGACAGUGUCCAGGAUCCGGGCGCAGGGCUCUAGUGUCUCCCUCAUUGUCAUCGACCCUGAGGCUGACCGCUUCUUCAGCAUGCUUCGCCUGUCCCCACUCCUCUUCAUGGAGACCACAGAGGCUGCUGCUUCUCCCCAGGACACCAGCUCACCCUCUCUGGUUGAGACCAAGGACCCACCACCUGACAACACAGCUGUACCUCUGGUCCCUCCUGGCUCCCGCCAGUGUUUCCUGUACCCUGGGCCUGGUGGUGCCUAUGGCUUCCGACUCAGCUGUGUGGCCUGUGUGCCUCGUCUCUUCAUCUCCCAGGUGACUCCAGGAAGCUCAGCUGCCCGGGCAGGGCUGCAAAUGGGAGAUGUGAUUCUGGAGGUGAAUGGGUAUCCUGUGGAUGGACAGAAUGACCUGGAAAGGCUUCAGCAGCUGGCUGAGUCUGAGCCACCCAUCUGCCUUAAGCUGGCAUCCAGGUCUCAGCAGGGUUUGGAAGCCUGGAUUCCCCCAGGGUCUGCAGAGGAUUGGCCUCUGGCCUCAGAUCUGCUGUAG
Messenger RNA from Cynocephalus volans (Philippine flying lemur), 1518 nucleotides. RefSeq names its product NHERF family PDZ scaffold protein 4 (gene NHERF4). The transcript has 11 exons. The record is from RefSeq and is a predicted model, not a curated record. Bases 1 to 1518 code for a protein of 505 amino acids. Lineage: Eukaryota; Metazoa; Chordata; Mammalia; Dermoptera; Cynocephalidae. Gene Ontology annotation, molecular function: protein-membrane adaptor activity; signaling receptor binding. Gene Ontology annotation, biological process: protein localization to plasma membrane. Gene Ontology annotation, cellular component: apical plasma membrane.